This is a messenger RNA of Danio rerio (zebrafish), 1671 nucleotides long. Its product is annotated as zgc:173726. NCBI's taxonomy places the organism in Eukaryota, Metazoa, Chordata, Actinopteri, Cypriniformes, Danionidae. The record is from RefSeq and is marked predicted. Gene Ontology annotation, cellular component: nucleus.
AAUUCCCCGUUGUUCCCGCCUCAACGUGAUGACGUCAGAGCGACGCGUUCAUUCAGCGUCGAGUCUUCAGAGCUGAGAUCGUCCCGUCAGUCUACAAGUGAAGACGAGCAUCAGACCAUCAGGAAGAAGAGAAAUCUGCAAAGACAGAGUUUAUUGAAGGACAGUGAGAAGAUGAGUGAUCCAGAACCCUGCAGAAUUAAACAGGAGGAGACUGAAGAACUAAUAGAUGUGAAGCAGGAGAGUGAAGAACUGAGUGAAGAUGAGGAGAAACAUCAGGUCAAAAGUGAAGAAGAAACUCAAUCAGAGACUGAACAUUUAUCUUUUCUACAAUCAAACACGCAUAACAAUUACAAUGUGAUCGUGAAGGAGGAGAGUGAAGAACUGAAUGAAGAUGAGGAGAAACAUCAGGUCAAAAGUGAAGAAGAAACUCAAUCAGAGACUGAACAUUUAUCUUCUCUACAAACAAACACAAACAACACUCACAACCUGACGGUGAAGAAAGAGGAAAGUGAAGAACUGUGUGAAGAUAAGAAAGUCUAUCAAAGCGUUCAAACAGAAGUGAAGUCAAAUACUUGCUCUUUGUGUGGAAAGACUUUUAUAAAGCCAUCGUAUUUAAAACGACACCAGAGGACUCACACUGGAGAGAUACCGUACACAUGCGAUCAAUGUGGGAAGAGUUUCAACAAACCAUCAACCCUUAAUCAACACAUGCUGAUCCAUACUGGAGAGAAAACACACAAAUGUGAUCACUGCGGCAAAACAUUUCUAGAGCCUUCAGAUCUAAACACCCAUCUUACAGUUCACACAAAAGAAAAGCCUUAUUCAUGUUCUGAGUGUGGAAAGAGGUUUACACUGCUGCCAUAUUUAAAAAAACACGUUAAGAUCCACACUGGUGUGAAAGAGUUCGUCUGCUCUGAGUGUGGGAAGAGUUUUAAUACAGCCCGAAACUUGAAACAACACCAGAUGAUCCACACUGGAGAGAGACCUUACAAGUGUUCACACUGCGACAAGAGCUUCAUUUACUUACAAAACCUGAAAUCACAUCAGAGGACUCACACUGGAGAGAAACCACACAAGUGUUCACACUGCGACAAGAGAUUUGGUAAUUUACAUAACCUGAAACUACACCAGAUGAUCCACACUGGAGAGAGACCGUACAAGUGUUCACACUGCGAUAAGAGAUUUAGGCAGUUACAGAUUCUGAAAAACCAUGAGAGGACUCACACUAAAGAGAAGCCGAACACAUGUACUCAGCACACAUGUACUCAGUGUGGAAAUAGCUUCACAAAAUCACUACACCUUCAAUGGCACAUGAUGAUCCACCCUGGAGAGAGGCUGUACAAGUGUUCACACUGCGAUAAGAGAUUUAGGCAGUUACAGAUUCUGAAAAACCAUGAAAGGACUCACACUAAAGAGAAGCCGAACACAUGUCCUCAGCACACAUGUACUCAGUGUGGAAAUAGCUUCACAAAAUCACUACACCUUCAGUGGCACAUGAUGAUCCACGCUGGAGAGAAAACACAAAUGUGAUCAAUGCGGCAGAACGUUUUUGAGACCUUCAGAGCUGAAGAGAUAUCUUAUAGUUCAUACAAAGGAGAAGCCUUAUUCAUGCUCUAAGUGUAAAAAAAGUUUUACGCAACAGGCAGAAUUAAAAUCACAUCAACCAAACCA